CUCGGCUCACUUCGAAUUCCUCAAAGGCGCAUGAGAGACACAUCGCACCGCAUGAACAAAAGCAAUCCUUCCUCGUGAUCAACAUAGCUCAGUCUUCUUCUUCUUCUUCUUGUCUCUACAUACUCCUACUUUCACUGCUCCUGCCUCUUCUCUUUCUCUCAGACACAUCAAUCCAGCAUCAAUACCAUCACCAUGGCUCAAGCACCAAACAAAGCACAGGAACGCCUCUCACAGGUCUCCUCCCACCUUGGUGGCUCACCUUCCUCGAACAAAUCCAUCCUCUCAAAGUCGCCCGACGAUAUUGUCGUUACCUGCGCCCUCAGAACUCCCUUCACCAAGGGUGGCAAGGGGCUAUUGAAAGACACGGCGGCCGCCGACCUCCUGGCCCUCACAUUCAAGAACCUUCUGCAACGGUCCAAGAUUGAUCCUGCGCUGGUCGAAGACAUCGCCACGGGCUGCGUCCUUGCUCCUGGUGGCGGUGCCACAGAAUACCGAGCUGCUGCUUUGGUGGCAGGCUUCCCCGAGUCCACUGCCCUCAAGUCCCUCAACAGACAAUGUUCCAGCGGACUGCAAGCCUGUGUGGACAUCGCCAACGCCAUCAAGGCCGGCAUGAUUGAGAUCGGCAUUGGCUCCGGUGUUGAGAGCAUGUCAUCGCAAUACGGCCCAGGUGCGGUGACGGAGUUCUCGGAACUCUUGGAAAAUCACAUGCAAGCUGCCAACUGCAAAGUGCCCAUGGGUGUUUUAUCAGAACAGAUGGCCAAAGACAGGAAGAUCUCUCGAGCAGAUCAAGACGCAUUCGCUGCCAGCUCAUACCAAAAAGCGUUGAAGGCCCAACAAGCUGGUCUGUUUGACGAGGAGAUUGCUCCUGUGACUGUCAAAUAUACAGAUCCCAAGACAGAGGAAGAAAAGACGGUCACAGUCACAAAAGAUGAUGGUGUCAGACCUGGUAUCACGCCCGAAUCUCUGGGCAAGAUUCGGGCCGCAUUUGCUAAGGACGGGUCAAUCCACGCUGGCAAUGCCUCACAAGUAUCUGAUGGAGCGGCGGCCGUGCUCCUGAUGAAGCGCAGCACUGCAGAACGUCUCGGUCAACCCAUCCUUGGUAAAUUCGUCGCAUCGUCAGUUGUCGGCGUGCCCCCAUUACUUAUGGGUAUCGGACCAUGGAAGGCUAUCCCGAUUGCUCUGGAGAAAGCCGGCAUCAACAAAGACGAGGUCGACAUUUACGAGAUCAACGAAGCCUUCGCUAGCCAGGCAGUCUGGUGUGUUAAGGAGCUUGGCCUGCCGUUUGAGAAGGUCAAUCCAAAGGGCGGAGCCAUUGCAUUUGGUCAUCCACUUGGAUGUACGGGCGCCAGACAGGUGAGCACCUUGUUCACUGAGUUGCAAAGGACCGGAAAGCAAAUUGGCGUCACGAGUAUGUGUGUAGGAACAGGAAUGGGCAUGGCUGCCGUUUGGGUUGCCGAAUAGAGGACUAUAGACUUCCUUCGAGCAUGUAUGGCGUCAUGGUUUCGCUUCGACUAUAUGUAUGGAUAUAACCACGGCGAAAUUGAGCCGUCAACCUGAAAUACCUGACCAUCCCAUGCUUCGCCAGUGUUUGUCGCCGACCCCAGUCAAUCUCAACGUCUCAAUAUUGCAUAUGGGUGAACAACCGUGUCUAGCGUUCGAGGACAAUAUCCCCGGUUGAAAGGAACUCGAGUGCACCUUCUGAUAUGCACCGGUCUAGGUACCUACAGCUAGAUAUCGUUGCAAUCAGCAGUCCGACACGUCCUCGACACGGAUCAUCGCUAUGCUCCGCAGUCUAGGAUCGUUUGACAGGGUAGAUGUGACCUCGCCGAAUCUAACGCUCUUCAAAAAUCUGCCGCUCUCGUUUGCUACCCUCAGG
This is a messenger RNA of Exophiala xenobiotica, 1876 nucleotides long. RefSeq lists its product as uncharacterized. Lineage: Eukaryota; Fungi; Ascomycota; Eurotiomycetes; Chaetothyriales; Herpotrichiellaceae. Gene Ontology annotation, molecular function: acetyl-CoA C-acyltransferase activity. The transcript has 4 exons. Gene Ontology annotation, biological process: fatty acid beta-oxidation; phenylacetate catabolic process. The record is from RefSeq and is a predicted model, not a curated record. Bases 193 to 1461 code for a protein of 422 amino acids. Gene Ontology annotation, cellular component: peroxisome.